This is a messenger RNA of Pseudogymnoascus verrucosus, 627 nucleotides long. RefSeq lists its product as uncharacterized. Lineage: Eukaryota; Fungi; Ascomycota; Leotiomycetes; Thelebolales; Thelebolaceae. Bases 1 to 627 code for a protein of 208 amino acids. The transcript has a single exon. The record is from RefSeq and is a predicted model, not a curated record.
AUGGCCAACAUCAGCCUUCCCUUCCUCGCUUUCCCAGGCGAGAUCCGCAAUCGCAUAUAUAAUCUCCUCCUCGUGGUGCCUCCGCCUUCUACAACUACAGCGCUGGGAGAAACACCGCCAGUUCACCCAGAGAUCCUGCGAGUAAACAAACAGAUCCACUACGAGGCACUGCCAUUCCUCUACGCACAUAACACCUUCAUCGCACAUCCCAUUCGCCUCUACAACUUCCCCCAGCUCCGCCGAUGGAUCGAACCCGUCCAAGCGCCCCACCUCAUCUCACUUAUCCGGCGUUACCACGUUUUCGUUAGGCUAGAGUGCGAUGCAGGGUUUUCUGCUGAGGCGGCGACAGACGCGUUUAGUGGGAUCGACGAACUGACAGUCGAGGUCUUCGAAAGCCAGUUUAAGGGUAGUGGAAACGAGGUCUUGAGGCUGUUUGAAGGCGUGAGAGGAGUGAGAAAGGCACGGGUGUUUGGAAGUAUUGCUGAAUGGCCCGAGUAUGUAGCUUGGCUUCAGAAAAGGAUGAUGAGUAAAGAGGGAGGCGAGUUAUUGGGAUCGGGAGGCAGGAAAGGCAUUGAGGAUUUAAACCUCUGUCCUCAUAUGUCCGAAGCAGUGCAAGUAACCGCAUGA